AUGUUAUUAGUAGGUGAUAGUUCAGUUGGUAAGACAAACAUCCUUCUUCGAUUUGCAGGCGAUUAAUAUUAGCCAAAUUACAAGGCAACAAUAGGGGUAGAUUUUAAAAUAAAAACAAUAAAAGUAAAUUAAACAACUAUUAAAUUAUAAAUAUGGGAUACAGCAGGAUAAGAAAAAUUCAAAACUAUUACAUAAACAUAUUAUAAUGGAGCGUCCGCAGUAGUUAUAGUUUAUAGUAUAACAGAUAGAAUUUCAUUUACAAACGUAAGAAGUUGGCUUUAAUAAAUUAACGAUCAUGUAAACGAUAGCAAUGUUGUUAAGGUUUUGGUUGGAAACAAAUGCGAUGAAAGCGAAACUUAAAGGAAAGUCGAAAAAAGUGAAGGAUAGGCUUUGGCAGAUACUUUCGGUAUACCCUUUUUAGAGACUUCUGCUUAAGAUAAUAUUAAUAUUUAAGAAUUAUUUAUGUAAGUCGGAAGAUAAAUUAAAGAUAAAUUUUUAGAUGAAAAUUAAUAAAAUAAUAAUAAUAAUAGUAACAUCUAAA
This is a messenger RNA of Ichthyophthirius multifiliis, 541 nucleotides long. RefSeq lists its product as hypothetical. The annotation marks the transcript as partial. Lineage: Eukaryota; Ciliophora; Oligohymenophorea; Hymenostomatida. Gene Ontology annotation, molecular function: GTPase activity; GTP binding. The record is from RefSeq and is a predicted model, not a curated record. The transcript has a single exon.